CUGCCGGCAGGGAGGGCGGCCCGCGUGUGCGCCGCUCGCGCCCCUCGCUCGCCCCCGGCCCCCGGCCCCCGGCCCCGGCGCGCCAACAGCCAUGGUGGGCCGGCUGAGCCUGCAGGAUGUGCCCGAACUCGUGGACACGAAGAAGAAGGGCGACGGCGUCCUGGACAGUCCGGACUCGGGGCUGCCCCCCAGCCCCAGCCCCAGUCACUGGGGGCUCGCGGCGGCCGGGGGCGGCGGCAGCGGCGGGGAGCGCGCGCCGGCCCCCGGGACGCUGGAGCCCGACGCGGCGGCGACCCCCGCGGCCCCGAAUCCAGCAUCUCUGCCCAGCCCCGUGGCCUUUGCCUGCUCGCCAAGGCUGUGCCCCCUGUCCUUUGGCGAAGGAGUGGAGUUUGACCCCUUACCACCAACGGAAGUAAGGUACACGUCGUCGGUCAAGUACGACUCCGAGCGGCACUUCAUCGAUAAUGUCCACCUGCCCCUGGGCCUGGCAGUGACCUCCUGCAGCCAGACGGUCACCUGCAUCCCCAACUGCACCUGGCGCAGCUACAAGGCAGAAGUGCGCUUCGAGCCCCGCCACAAGCCCACCCGCUUCCUCAGCACCACCAUCGUCUACCCCAAGUACCCCAAGACCGUCUAUACCACCACGCUGGAUUACAACUGCCGCAAGACACUGAGGAGGUUCCUGUCCAGCGUGGAGCUCGAAGCCUCAGAGCUCCUGGGCAGUGACGGCCUCUCGGAUGAGUGCUGACGGGAGCCCGGGCGGGCUGGGACUGGCUCUGCCGCUGCCCUCGCGUGCCGUUCGUGCUCCAGAGGGGUCUGGCCCCGCCAUACCUCUAAGCCCAGCCUGGGGAAGAAAACCAUGUCAUGGCCUCUUAUAAUCAUGGAGAGAAUUGGGUUUUUAAAAAUGUUCAAAUUGCUUUCCAAAGGCAUAUAUUUCUCGUUUGCUGCUGCGUGGCUUCCCCAGGGUCUCAAUUUGAUGAGCAAAUAGAAAGCCAGCUGGAGCAAAAGGAAAAUGGCCCCAUUUUGAGAUAGGGAGGGAGGAGAGAGCUCUUCUCCCGUGGGUCAGUUAGCCUGAGGAAGGGCGCAGAGAAAGUCUCUGGGAUGGAAAAAAUGAGUUCUGAGACCUUCCAGCCCCGGGUGUCUUCACUGACAGCGGUACUAGUUCCGUAAGCUGUGACAUCCUUGUGGGUCCAGUCUGUGGAGAGCUGAGUUUCAUUCCGUCGUUUAUUUCCCUUUGUGUUUCCUGUUCACCAAAAUUCUUGGAAUUCCCUAAAUCCUUUUCAUAUCAAAAAACCCCGAACCACACUAUAAGACGCCUUUUUAAAAAAAGAGAGAAAAAGUUCACACUGUUCUCCCCUCUCUUCAGGAGACUCAUGUCCACCAGGGGCUUCGGUUCUGGGUCCUUCCACCGGUUGGGUGCAAGCUUGGGCUCUGGCAAAACGCCUUGAACCCUUGGCAUCUGGUAAUGUCUCCACGGGCUUGUGUAACUCUCCUGAUAUGUGUUUUGGGGUUUCCAAAUACUUUCCUAUUUUUUUCAUAAGGCAGAACAUAGCCGAGGGCCCUUUUGAGAGUAACAGCAUCUUGAAAGAAUGCUUAAGGAAGCCACUUUUGGGGACCCCACAAGGGGGUUUUGCUCCACCCAGGACUGGCCGGCGUCUGGGAGAGGCAGAUGUGGAUGUUUCUGAUGACCUGCUCCAUCAGGAUGGGUGUCGCCUCCAGACAGCCCGGGUCAACUUGGACGGGCUCAACACCACAGAGGAAUUCUGCCCGCACCUUAAGUCUAAGCCAGAAAGCAAGAAAUUCGCCCCAACCCUCCCUCCAGGUAUAGGAGACGUGACUGCAGGAUAGGAAUUGAUGUCACGAGUCAAACUCCAAAACUUGGGCGCCGUUGGGAUGGUACACUUUUCUUGUCAGUGCUUACUGUAAUGUAGGAACAAUCAUGGCGUUAGGUGCGCGUGGAAGACACUUGCGAGCUCAGCUGAACCGGCCUCAGAGGCAGAAGGGGUCUGCCGGCUGUCUCUGGCCUCAGCCCCCUGCCCACCCUGCCUCCCCACCAGCCCAUGCUUCUUCCCCCUGCCAAUCCCUGAGGGUUUUGAGUGAAGACAGUGGCAGGUGGCUUUUGCUCUUCCAAUUUGGGGAGGAACAAUCCGUGAAUAUUUCCUUUGAAUACAUACAAAUUAGACCAUGUGCUGGAAGGUUAUAGAGUAUUGUGCCCGGAUUCCUGCUGUAUUUUGGGGUUUCUGUUGAUGGCUUCUGUGUGUCCUGAAAGCAGAAUUGAUAGCUCUCUGGGUACCCUGGAGCCACAGCAGGGACUUUUGUUCCGAGGAGAGCGGGUGUGAUGAUAAUCACUCUCACUUAAAAGUCAUUGGCAGCCUCUAGAGCCAAACUGUCUGGCGUCCUCUUCAGCUUUGGCAAUGUGUGGUCUUGUCAUGCCCCUAACAUUUGGACGCAGCCCUCAGUGGAUCCUGCGGGUGGGUCCGUGGUUCUGAGUUUGCCAUAGCAAAGCUUGGCGGGGACCUGUAAAGGGGGCACUCUGGGACUCCAUGACCUCCUUCGUCAUGCAGAGUGACAGAUGCUGUCUGGAGUAAAUUAUGUGGCUUUUCUUGAUAAAAAUGAAUUUUUUUUCUCUGAUUUCAUAAUCUUGGCAUUUAAGACAAGGGGUAAAUGUAAUUUUUAAAUAAUGUUAAGAGAGUUCGCAAGGCUUUGUCCUGGCCCAGUGGGGACACUUGAAUGAGCUCAGAACAAUAUUGUGGGCAGCGUGGCAGGAGAGACGUAUGGGAGAACAUGGCCUUUGCACACGGCAACGUUUUGAGAUGUCCAUAUGAGAUUUUUUUGUUUUGUUUUGGGGGGUUGGGUUAAGCUCGGGCAAAGCAUUCUAGGUGUGGAGAGAAUCUGAAAUAUAUCAGUAAAGUAAGUAGAAGUGAGCAAUUGUGAAUGUGUAAUGCGAAUGGAAAAGCAGGUUUUAUCUUAAGUUAUUCACUAGGGAACUAACUGUGGUUCUUUCUAAUCCUUUCUUUUUCUUCAAACCUGCUUUGCUGCAAGUUACAGGAAAGAAGCAUAAGAAGACGUAAUGGGACACUUCAGGGGGGGUCAAAUGACAUUGCUCUUGGUGGACCUGUGUUAGUCUACGAGGUAGAAGCAAUGAUUUUUAAAACUCAUUAAAAUCAACCAUUCCUGAGCAUAUCUGAGAGAUACAGUUUACUUAUUAAUUAAGAAGUCUUUUUUCUCAGUCGCCUAAAUGACAGCGUUCAUGUGAGAAGGAUCAGAGAAAAGUUGUUUUCUUUUCAAAGUCAGACCUUUUAAAAAAAAGAACGAUUACCUUUUCAUUUGACUCUUUUCCUGUUUCUAACCUUAGGAAAUCCAGAACUGCCUUUGACAAAAACUAUUUUUUAAAUUUAUCUUUGACAUCUGUCCCAUUCCAUUUUGCUUUGUGACUUCUUCAUUUAACAAUAAAUUGUCUUUAAAGAAACAAAA
Molecule: messenger RNA, 3474 nt
Organism: Zalophus californianus (California sea lion)
Lineage: Eukaryota; Metazoa; Chordata; Mammalia; Carnivora; Otariidae
Gene: RFLNB
Product: refilin B
Exons: 3
Coding region: 92-748 (218 amino acids)
Biological process (GO): negative regulation of bone mineralization involved in bone maturation; skeletal system morphogenesis; actin filament bundle organization
Cellular component (GO): actin filament bundle
Molecular function (GO): filamin binding
Source: RefSeq, a predicted model, not a curated record